Messenger RNA from Malaya genurostris, 2189 nucleotides. RefSeq names its product protein Spindly (gene Spindly). NCBI's taxonomy places the organism in Eukaryota, Metazoa, Arthropoda, Insecta, Diptera, Culicidae. The record is from RefSeq and is a predicted model, not a curated record. Bases 167 to 2059 code for a protein of 630 amino acids. The transcript has 4 exons.
CUAGAUUUCAAAUUUCAAAAAUCGGCAAACAAAAAGGGUUGAUGUUGAUAUCGAGAAACGGUAUAAAUUUUUAAAGCAAGCGACUAUUUUACAACAGUCAGUUCUACACACUGGUAUAAGGUAAUUCAUUAGAACGAACGGUGGAUUAUAAUGCUGAUAUCUUGCGAUGAUGAGCGUCAACGAAACCAUUAUCAAAGAUGUCACGUCAGUUUCGGACGAAGAUCUGGCAAAGGAAUAUCGGUUACUGGCGGAUAGUUACCGGGCGUUGAAGUGUGAUUACGAAAGUGAAUUACAGAUCAAUUAUGAUUUGCGUCGGAACUACCAGACUGCAUCGGAAUCGUCUGCUUAUUUGACGGCCGAGCUAGAAUCUAUUGAUUCUGUGCACAAAGCGGAAUUGGCGGCACUCAAAGAUAAAUAUGUUUCGACGUUGACUUCACUGAAGGAUUCCAAUGCCGAUCUGAAACAGCAAAUUUCGGGGCUUGAAACGACGAUAGAUGAAUUACAGAAACAGAAGGAAGAUUUAAGAACGAAACUUGAUGAAGUUGAACUGACGAAAACAAAUCCCGAUAGCACCACGGGGAAUGUCACGUUAUCUUCGGAAAAGGAAGCAUUUCUUGAACGAGAAAAUGAAGAAUUAAAGCAACUAAUAUCCGACCAACAGGAGAAAAUUGACACUUUGGUGCUUCAAUUGACAAAUACAGAGAGCAUGCUGGAAAAUUGCAAAGAGAAGCUCGAAUGCUUGGAAGAUAAUUUGGACAGAAAAAAGCAAGAUUUAAUCGAAAUGCAAACUAUGAUGGAUGCUGCGCACGAGGAAAACAUGAAACUAAACUCAGAAUUGGCCGCUAUUCGAAGUGUGCCGGAUGAUGCAAACAAAAAAGGAAACUCUUUAUUUGCUGAGGUAGAUGAUCAACGACAGAAGCUGAUUGAAAUGCUUGAGACACAUAAAAAGCGCUACCGGGAGAUGAAAAAGCUUUAUUCGGAAAGUCAGUUUCAGAUUCGUCGGUUAACACGCGAAAACCGUGAGAUUUGCAAUGAGAUACAAGAUUGUAGCGAGCUGUUCCUCCGGGCGAACAGAAACUUUGAAGAUGAAUCUUCCAAACAAAUAAUCUUACUAAGAGAACUGAAUCAACGGUUGCAAGAUCAGCUGGGCUCGGCCGAACGAAGAUUAAUGGAAAAUGCCAGCGACACACCAUGGGUGGACUCGUUCGUUUCAUUUUAUAAGAAUGAAAGUUCUACUCUGAAGACACAACUCUUUCAGCUACAGAUGUCGAAACGGAUAGUAGAUGAAAUAUGCUGGGAUGCACAGUGUGAUCUUGCCAAAUGGCGUUUUGAAGCACUUAAGUCGCGAUAUAUCAUCAUUAACCGGGAAUCGUUGCUAGAGGAACACGGCAUCGAAUUUUUGCCGUUCGAUACCAUGGAAGCAGGGAUCCAUAUCAAUGAGAUGCUGGUGGCAAAGGCAAAGCCUCACAUAGGAUUUUAUUCUAGUAAAGCUUCAGUUCCUUCAACCGAAGAUCGUUGGAAGGAAUUGGAUUUGUUAGCAGAUUUGCAUGUCAGCCCUAAAGUUCCUGUAGUUCAAGGUUCGAACACUCAACCGAAAUUGAUGUUGGCACCGCCUCCACCCACAACUGCGUCCGUUCGUCCUACAGUCAAAGAAGAAAUCUUUUCGCCUUUGGCUACUCCUCUGGUUACUCCAGUUCCGUCUCCUAAAUCAGUUAAAAAGGAAGAAUUGUAUUUGGCGGGCUCGUCUACUGCCGAGAAAGACGGUACUCUCAAAUAUAGGGAUAUAAUUUUUAAUUCAAAGGACGCUCCAAUUGCUAAUAGCUAUAAGAAGAAACAAUUCGCCGAGAUGAUUGCCAAAACUGCCGCAACGACUGCUGCCGAUGGCAAAGGAAAGGAAAAUGUUCCACAGUUGGAAAGUGAAACCGAUGUUACCCCACAGCAGCAAACGUCUCAAAACAAUGUUUACGGUUGGAUAUCGGAGAAGCGUACUAAGAACAACAUCGUCAUCAGACGGUUCAAAUUCCCUGAGCGAACUAAUUCGGCCUCUGCAUCAAAGUAGUGGGGCAUCAUGCAGGCAAAUGUGUUCAUACCAUGAGGAAAUUAAAUGUGGGCUUUUGGAAAAUGUGCAUAUGUUUAUGUGUGAAUUUAGGAUUUGAUUUUUGUACAAAAACUAAAAUAUUAUUUUAUAG